Molecule: messenger RNA, 2856 nt
Organism: Halichondria panicea
Lineage: Eukaryota; Metazoa; Porifera; Demospongiae; Suberitida; Halichondriidae
Product: serine/threonine-protein phosphatase 4 regulatory subunit 4-like
Exons: 17
Coding region: 87-2729 (880 amino acids)
Cellular component (GO): cytosol; protein serine/threonine phosphatase complex
Molecular function (GO): protein binding; protein phosphatase regulator activity
Source: RefSeq, a predicted model, not a curated record
UGAUGCUCAUUAAAUGGAGUAAAUUUCAUGCAUCUUGGAAACUAUUACCACCUGGCUAGAGCUAGAGUACUAAUUUAAGGCAGAAAAUGGUGGAAUGGGAUUGUGGAUUCACGAGCAGCUCACCAGAGUACCAGCAAAUGGUUCUUAAUGAGGACUUUGAGCAGUUUCGCUCUGAGAAGAUCCUCAAGAAUGAUAAGUCUCCAGAGGAAAUUCAGAAGCUUUCAGUGGAUGAAGGUCUCUCAGUUAUGGAUAGAGCAGCUCUGUUGAUCUCCACCGGUCAGGAUGUGCAAAGGCUGUGUGUGUUGGACCAGCUUCCGGCACUACUCAAAACCGAUCAGAUGGACACGCUAUGUAGAGUGAUCCCUAAAGUUUGUACUGUAUUACCAGGCGCUAAUCAUGAGUUCCAGAAGCUAGCAAGCAAAGUGUUUGCUGUCAUUGUCCAACAGGAACUCGUCUCAGUACACAUCUACGUCACUUCCUGUUUACCCUCUGUGCUCCAACAACUGGAGAGCAGGGACACAACUACUAGUAAUCUCUGGCUGGAAACAGUGCUGCUGAUCAUACCACUCCUUCCCAAAGAGGUCGUCAAAAGACAGAUACUCAGGAUUGCUGAAGCCAAUGGCCAACUCUCAAUGUCUGUUGGGUCCAGACAAGGCACCUGCAAACUACUGGGAGCCAUGGCUAGCAAGUUUGACUCUUACUGGGUGAAGAAAGAGCUAUGUCCACUGGCCAAGUCCCUGUGUCUAGACGUGGACUCUGGAGUAAGAGCUAUCAUGUGUCAGCAACUCAACCAGCUAAUACGAGCUCUGGGACUGGACAUAGCCAAGAGUACCCUGUUCCCCCACCUGAUAGAACUGACAAACGAUGAGGAGCCCUGUGUGCGAUCUGUGGCCAUUGAAGCUCUCGUCAACCUUGUAGCUUUCCUGGACAAAACAACGCUGACCAGUGAGGUAGUGCCCAUGCUAAAGAAGUACUGUGAGUGGGCUCUGGGCUCUGGCGAGCAAGACACUGUACUCUCUCUCGCUAAGAUGCUCGGAAGAAUAUGUCAUGAGCUAAAAGACUAUCUGGGCUCAGAUCAGCGACUAUGGUUUCUUGAUCUUUAUCGGAAGCUCACCAACUACACAUGUCCUGAGAAGAAGCUCACCUCUGCUGCCCAUACACACACACCCUCGACAUUCACACUCACACUCACUGACACUGAUGAAGAGGUGGAGUCAGAGUGUCGGAGGUGGUGCGCCUACAACCUGCCUGCAAUGGUGUUGUUCUGUGGGAAGAGCUCAUUUGACAAAGAACUGCUUUGUCCUCUCAAGCGUCUGGCAGAGAGCCCUUAUGCCACUGUACGGAGAUCACUGGCCUGUGGACUGCAUGAGGUUGUGAAGAUGGUGAGUAAAUGUGACCGAUUAAAGUUGGCACCAAUCUAUCAGAAUCUUCUAAAGGAUGCAUCCGGAGAGGUAUUGCAUGCUUUGGUCAGUCAUCUUCAAGAUUCAUUGGAUGCCUUUGCAGCAGCUUCAACUCUAUCACCUGAUACACGGCAACCCGGUCUCUUAGAUUUCAUCUCUCCUCUCCAAAGUUGUGAGCAGGUCGCUUCCACCCAUCGCCAGUGGCGUCUUCACCAGAAACUUAUUCUCUCCAUGGAGUGUCUGGUUGCCUGCAUGACUUCAGAUCAACUCUACAAUAAGUUUGUGCCAAUUCUUUUCAAGUACAUCACCGGUCUGUGUGUCCUCCCAGUGAAGCUAGCUGCCUGUAAUACCCUGUGUAUAUUUAUCAGGCAUAUCAGAAAGCAAGAGCUUCGACAUGAGCUUUGUAUACGUCUGUGUGAAGAAUGUGUUCAGAACCCUAGUUGCAAACAAAGAUUACUCUACAUUGAAGUUUGCGGGUUCAUACUGGACAUAUUCUCACGAGGAUUUUUUAAAGAAUACUUUUUUCAACCGUUACUGGAACUUGCCAAUGACCCGAUAGUGAACGUUCGUCUCCACUUAUGCCGUCUUCUACCCUCCCUCAAGUCCGUCCUGAAGCUCCCUGGAGACAGAGUACUCUUACAGAAGCUCGAGCAGACUGUGAGAAAGCUUAUCUCUCAAGAAAGAGACCCAGACGCAUCUCAAGCAAUCAGAGAUGCUGUCACUGAAAUGGACAGGAUCGAAGUAGCAAUGGAAACUUUGACUCGACGUACGUUUUUUGAGGCUGACCUGACUGACCAGCGGCGUGAGGAGGAGGAAAGAGCCCUGUUGCUGUGGGAGAACAAGGAAUAUGAGAGACAGGCCAAAAAGGCCAUUGGGAAGACUGGCAAGAGUCCUAGUGAGAAUAGGAGGAGUUCGUCUUCCUCCAUGGUGACCAUUGCUGGUGGUAGUUCACCCUCUCCAGGAGCAAAGUGCUCCAAUAAAUAUUCCCGGAACUCAUCAACGGGUUCACCAAAAUCCUCCUUGACAAAGAGUCUAUCUGUUCCUUCUCCAUCAGUUCCUAACAGUGAACAACCUCCUCCUACUAACCUGCUAGUUUCAAGAAAAGGCACAGCAUUUUCAAGUUCUUCUCCACGGAGUUCACCGUCUAGCAUGCGCAAGAGUAAAGGGCCAUCAACAGCAAAAGGCAGUCAAACUUCAAUUACACCAACAUUGUCAAAAGCAUGUGUGGCCAAAUCUAAAGAUUUAGUUGCAACAAAAAGCACCAAGCAACAAAAAAAGUCACAGGAGUAUGCACUAGAAUAUUCAAAGGUGAAGAAAAGAGCAAGCUAGUGUGUACACAUUUGUGUCUUUGUGUGUGUGAAUCUGAUGAUGUAAUUAAUUGUUCAAGCUGGGACUUCAUUUAUAAUGUUUUAUACUAACUAAUUAUCCACAUUUUUAUUAUUAUUAUUGUUCUAGA